Messenger RNA from Parnassius apollo (apollo), 1896 nucleotides. NCBI's taxonomy places the organism in Eukaryota, Metazoa, Arthropoda, Insecta, Lepidoptera, Papilionidae. The record is from the annotation of a GenBank genome assembly.
AUGUUGGCGCAAGUUAUUGGGGUAUUGAUGCUGAGUUGCGUCAGCCAUGGAUCUUUACUGCAGCUGCCAGGAAUCGUGCACGUGGAUCGCAACUGGUUCGCGUCAUCAAACGACCCUAUAGGCACCGUGGUGACGCGAGUACAACGGGAGACCACUGGGAGUGAGAGCGUGCGGUACGGUCUGGAGACUAGCGGGCCGCCUGCUCCUUUUAAAAUCGACUCAAAAACCGGAGUCGUUACUGUUAAUGACACGCUUCUUGAUAAGGAAAACCAAUCCUAUUCAUUAUGGGUGACAGCUGACGACGGUUCAAUUCCACAACGAUUAGAAGUCCUUGCCACAAUAACCGACAGCUCUGGUCAAAGACCAAAAUUACCUCGCCCACCACCAUUCGGCCUACCAAAUUAUCCAAGCAUACCUGACUUAUCUCAUAUACCUCAUAUACCAAAGUUCACGAGACCAACGCAAAGAACAACCAAAGCAACAGACGGCUAUAUUGAGGAAAUAACAGUACCUGAAACGACACUGUUAACAACUUUGAGUCCUAAAGUACCAGAUAGUAAUCUACAAGAUAAACCUGGUAACGAGGAAAUUAAAAAUAAUACGUCAGUAGACGAGACACAGAUCGGAAGUGACGUAUCACUGACUGUCAUACCUUUGGUUGCGAUUGGUGGCUUGGUUGUUAUAGUGGCAGCUGUCAUUAUUUUUGUUUGUAAAAAGAACAACUCCAAGGGAUCAAAAAGCAAAAAGGAUGAUAUGAGCAAAGACUCAAGUGGCAUCGUGCUACAAGACGCGACUAUCAACAUGUGGGACCGCCCACGUGCUUACUCUAACCGAUACGAGUCCUGGGAUAACGGUCAUUUGCAGCUCUCUGAGGAAACUACCAUUAGCAAAGAAGAACCACCGGACGAAUGGGAGUUUCCGCGACAUCGACUUAAAAUUUUUAACAUCUUAGGAGAAGGUGCUUUCGGACAAGUGUGGCGUGCUCAAGCAAUCGAUAUUGACGGAGAAGGUGCUUUCGGACAAGUGUGGCGCGCUCAAGCAAUCGAUAUUGACGGUAAAAAAGGUGAACAGACGGUGGCUGUGAAGACACUCAAAGAAAACGCCUCUGAGAAAGAGAAAAGUGAUUUAUUGCAAGAGUUGAUAGUGAUGAAGAAUUUAGGGACGCAUCCGAAUGUCGUAAGACUCAUCGGCUGUUGUACAGAGAAGGAGCCAACGCUGGUAAUAAUGGAGUACGUGAGCCUGGGAAAGCUGCAGCAGUUCCUGCGGGAGUCGCGCGCGGGCCGCCACUACGGGAACACGCACGCCGGCAGCCAAUUCCUCACAUCGCGUGACCUCACGCACUUCGCCUUCCAGGUGGCGCGAGGCAUGGAUUUCCUCAGCUGCAAAGGGAUCAUUCACCGUGAUCUUGCCGCUAGGAACGUUUUGAUCACUGAAGAGAGGACUUGCAAAGUCGCGGACUUCGGUUUGGCAAGAGAUGUUGCCGGUACCCAUGUUUACGAGAGGAAGAGUGACGGCAGGCUUCCAAUAAGAUGGAUGGCUCCAGAGUCUCUAUAUGAUGACAUAUUCAGUGUGAAAUCGGACAUUUGGAGCUUUGGUGUGUUGCUAUGGGAAAUUGUGACGCUCGGCUCGACUCCCUACCCGGGGCUUUCAGCCGGAGAUGUUAUGAGGAAGGUUCGUGACGGCCAUCGUCUUGAGAAACCGGAACACUGUCGCCGUGAACUAUACAACAUUAUGUAUUACUGCUGGGAGGCGGAGCCUUCUUCACGACCUGACUUUAAAGAAGUGGUUGCUAUGUUGGAACGCCUCUUGUGUACAGAGAUGGACUAUAUAGAGUUAGAGAGGUUCCCCGACCAUUCGUACUACAACGUGCAGAACUUAGAGGGGGAGAAAGUGUAA